UAUUUUCACUUUAAAGCACCAUGACCAAGGAGGAAUCUUACAGGGAAGAAUUUAGUUAUGACAGAAUGCCAACCUUGGAGCGUGGAAAACAAGAGAAUGGAAAUUAUGUUCCAGAUAUUAAAUCAAGUGACCUUCAACUAUCAAAGAGGUUUCAUCCGUGUUUUAGUUAUAAAACAUGGAUAUAUUCUUUGCUGAUGGGGACUUGCAUCCUUGUUACCUCUGGAUUUUCACUUUAUUUGGGGAAUGUUUUUCCAUCUGAAAUGGAUUACUUGCGCUGUGCAGCAGGUUCAUGUAUUCCCUCAGCAGCUGUGAGUUUUGCCAUAGCCCGAAACAAAGUUAAUGUGAUACCCAAUUUUCAGAUGCUGUUUGUUUCUACAUUUGCUAUCACAACAACAUGUUUAGUUUGGUUUGGAUGCAAACUUGUCUUGAACCCUACAGCAGUAAAUAUAAAUUUCAACUUGAUUCUCCUCAUUCUACUGGAAAUUUUCAUGGCAACUACUGUAAUAAUUUCAGCAAGGUUUAACGAGGAGUGCUGCAGGAGGAAGAAAACGACAAUGUAUGAUAGUGCGAUCACAUUGAAUAAUGUCAGCUUUCCAACACGGAUCCUAAAAUCCUACUCAGUAAUUGAAGUGAUUAUUGGAAUUUCUGCUGUGUUUGGUGGAAUAAUAGCUUUGAAUAUGGAUGUGCUAGUUUCAGGGCCAUAUCUUUCAGUAACCUUCUUUUGGAUUUUAGUGGCUUGUUUUCCCAGUGCCAUUGCAAGUCAUGUUGCCGCUGAAUAUCCAAGCAAAUGCUUGGUAGAAGUCCUGAUUGCCAUAAGCAGUGUUACAUCUCCAUUAUUAUUCACAGCUUCAGGAUACUUGUCCUUCAGUAUCAUGCGAAUUGUUGACAUCUUUAAAAACUAUCCACCAACAGUUAAACAGUCUUAUGACGUGCUCCUCCUGCUUCUAAUGCUGAUGCUGUUAAUUCAAGCUUUCCUGACUACUGGCACUGUCAUAUUGUGUGUAAGCUUCAAGGCAAAAAUGAAGAUGCGGGACUCAGUGUGGGCUGUGCCACAGAUGAACAAACAAGAGUACAAAACAACAGAGGUUUCCAAUAACAGCAUGAAGGAUUUUGACAAAGAGAAGGCUUGGAAAGCUGUUGUGGUGCAAAUGGCCCAGUAAUCUGGAAUUAGGAAACUGAAGCAGGAAUAAGGGCAUGCUAGCCUUUGCAUUUGCAAGUGUUAUGGUCACAGUCACAAACACCAUGACAGCCCUAUUGGCCACUUCCCUGUGGUUUCCAAAUAGUAGAAUCUAGUCAGAAUGUUAGCACCAUGCAGUCUUCCUUUAAAACCUCUCUCAUGUCUUUCUAAUAACUUAGAAAUUAGUAUAGCUUCAAGUUUGCAACACAACUUGUUUCAACAGAGUGUGUCUUUCAUUUUAUAGUACUAGCAUCUUAAUUGUGAUGAUUUAUUUGCAAACUGACUCUACAACAAGAAACUGCCAAUUAGAAAUUAAGUCCAUCCGAACAGCUAAACAUAAGUAGCUGUGUGGUAGGUCUUGCUUAUUGCAAGAGAACUAAUAUAACCACUGGUAUUCAGUUGAUGUUAACAGGCACAUUUAUAAAGUUACAAAUGCGUGUCAUCAUUGAUGCUUUUGCCUAUAAACUACACUUUUGUAGGAGUUAAGUCCUUGAGAAUCGCGUAUUACUUUUGUAUAAAAUAAACAUCUUUAUCACAAGUCGG
Molecule: messenger RNA, 1720 nt
Organism: Lacerta agilis (Sand lizard)
Lineage: Eukaryota; Metazoa; Chordata; Lepidosauria; Squamata; Lacertidae
Gene: MLC1
Product: modulator of VRAC current 1
Exons: 11
Coding region: 21-1160 (379 amino acids)
Biological process (GO): regulation of response to osmotic stress
Cellular component (GO): endoplasmic reticulum; cytoplasmic vesicle; plasma membrane
Source: RefSeq, a predicted model, not a curated record